This is a messenger RNA of Pyricularia oryzae 70-15, 990 nucleotides long. RefSeq lists its product as uncharacterized. The transcript has a single exon. NCBI's taxonomy places the organism in Eukaryota, Fungi, Ascomycota, Sordariomycetes, Magnaporthales, Pyriculariaceae. Bases 1 to 966 code for a protein of 321 amino acids. The record is from RefSeq and is a predicted model, not a curated record. Gene Ontology annotation, molecular function: protein binding.
AUGGCUUCAGAUGAUGCCAAACACCAAGAGGACAUCAUAUUCGCCCUUACGUCAUACCAUAGAGAAGACUAUGACAGACCCAUCAUCACCACACCACCCGGGAUCCAUGCGCUCGUCCAACCCUUCAUCACAGAUGCCUUCACGACCGAUCCCACCACAACUCUUGGCUGUCUGCAAGUCCUCCCGGUCGAAAUCAUAGUUGAGGUGUGCCGCGCCAUGGAUAUCAUCGCACUCUUCCGCUUCCGCCAGGCCAACCGCCGGGCGCGCCAGAUUGUAUCAGGAAUCAAGGCUUACCGAGACACCACUACACACGCCCUCGAGAGCUUCAGGGCAAUCAUGCGCCUCGACAUCACUGCCUUCACCAUAGUUGACCUUGACGGGGUCCUGCACGGCCCGCCAAAGUGCGCCACCUGCGACCGGUUCGGCUACCUCCUCUUCCUCCCCUCGAUGCAGCGCUGCUGCUCCACCUGCCUUGAGUGUUGCAGGAAACAGAGCUAUUCCAUCGCCCCGGCCACCACCGUGGCGAAGCUGAUCGGCAUACGGCACCGCAGGCUUAGAAGGGUCGUCGCCUCCACUCGGUCGCUGACGGGGCCGUUCCUGCACGGAGAGUACCGUGGCAACAAGCGCUACAACCUCGUGACCCAGGAUGACGUUGCGCGGGAGUUCCCUGACGUCGAGCCAAAGUCCGCGUUUUUCCCUGGUCCUGUAUCCAAGGCCUUCGAGGCGCAGUGGGGCAAAUUCGUUCGUUACAGAUACAUGGUCACAACUUUUAUUCAUCAUGUGGACCGCGGUUCGGGCAUCAUCGAGCAGCGUUACAGCUGUGACGGCUGCAGGAAGUUCGCAGAGAAGGGGCGCCACUACAUCUACACACCCAGGAAUGAUGCGACAGCCUGUUUCUCAAGGGGGGAGUUCUUGGAGCAUUUUCGCACGUGUCGUUUUGCCCAUAGGCUCUGGAAGGGAUGCUGAAGAAUCAUUGCUAUGGUUGUUCUG